AUGAUGGAUGAUGAGAGUUAUGGUAUCAUUGAUAAGGACAGUUAUUACAAGGAUCCACCGAGAGAGGAAGACCUCUCGGAACUCGUUAACAACACUUUGGAAUCCGUAAAACCCAGACUUCCAAAAACCUAUGAUGAAGAAGUUCUGAAGGAAUUAUUACUGGAGUUAAUGUUAGUUGAGAAGAAAUGCCGCCAAAAAUUUGACGGGGAGUCAAAUUCUUCGAUUUGUAAAUUUAUCUUGACAGUUUUGUACGAUUUUAAUGAUUUUAACAAUAUGUUCUACUACUUGGUGUUACUUUGUAAGAAGCGCGGCCAGUUGAAGACCACGAUAGUCUCGAUGGUUGACUUGGCUGAACACUGGCUGGAUACAAUUCCAAGCCUUGAGGUUCGCCUCGAGCUGUUUAACACACUCGACAAAAUUACUCUUGGGAAGAUUUACCUCGAAAAGCAGCGUGCUCAGAUAAUUUUUAAGCUCGCCAAGCUUAAGGAAGACGAGGGUAAUAUUAAAGAAUCAGCUUCUAUAUUACAGAAUAUUGAGGUUGAGACGUAUGGUAGUUUGAAUAAGCUGGAGAAAAUAAGAUAUAUACUGGAGCAGAUGCGGGUUAAUUUGCUUAACGGGGACUAUAUCCGUUUCUUUAUGACGAGUAAGAAGAUAACAGAGUCCGUAUUGGACAAUUACGUGCCUGAGAAACUCCAGUUCUAUGACUUCAUGAUUCAGUAUUAUCACCACGACUUCGAUAUAGAAAACAUCACCAAAUCACUCUACACCAUUUACUCCACCAAAAAAAAGCUCUUCCUAGAAUCAACUAAUUCAACUGAUGACUCGCCUGGUAACAUAGAUAAGCAAUAUUAUGAAGAUUAUCUAACCGUAUUAGAGAAAUUAUUGUUAUAUUUGAUACUAUUAUCGUUGAACGAAGAGAAUAUCACGUAUAUGAAGAAGGUGAAUGAGGACGAGAAAAAGUUUAUGAAACAGUUACUAACAAUUUCUCCAUUCUUCCAGCAAUUUCUCAACAAUUUCCUUAUCCAACACCAGCUGGACUCUGAUCUCGUUGAAAAGAUCAACAGUUUGUUGGACGAGCGCUGUAGCAAAUUAUUAUAUGACCGUAUAAUUCAACACAAUGUCAAAAUCAUUUCAAAAUACUACAACAAAAUUACACUAGAACGUUUAUCAACGCUGUUAAACAUUGAUUCAGAGAAAUUGGAGAAUGAAAUUAGUAAUAUGGUGGAAAUGGGAAUAAUUGAGGCUAAAAUAAAUCGAAUAACGGGAAUCAUUAAAUUUCAAAAGAAAUUACAGACUGAAAUUAUACUCAAUAAUUGGGUCAACAAUAUUACAAAGUAG
Messenger RNA from Theileria annulata, 1338 nucleotides. Its product is annotated as 26S proteasome non-ATPase regulatory subunit 12, putative. Gene Ontology annotation, cellular component: nuclear proteasome complex; cytoplasm; proteasome regulatory particle, lid subcomplex. The transcript is spliced from 5 exons. Lineage: Eukaryota; Apicomplexa; Aconoidasida; Piroplasmida; Theileriidae. Bases 1 to 1338 code for a protein of 445 amino acids. The record is from RefSeq and is a predicted model, not a curated record.